ACUGCCAGGACCCCUAAUCAGACAGUGAAGGUGUGCUGAGCAACAGUGAAACUCUUUCUCACUUUAAUCAAUAUCCACACGAGUUUGAGUAAUAAUGAUCAAGGUAUUGCUUAAAAGCAAGUUAUACUGAGAUCAUAUCGACGGGAUUCAUGUAAUAUGGCUACUACUGAGAAUGCAGAAUCGGGUUCACCAGAAAAUAAAGUGGGUCGGGCCAACCCAGAUGCCAAGUACCCUCUGAAGGUGCUCUACUGUGGAGUGUGUUCCUUGCCAGUAGAGUACUGCGAGUACAUGCCUGAGCCAGCCAAAUGUAAACAGUGGCUUGAGAAGAACUUUCCUGAUGUGUUUGCGAAACUGACUCUCGGUACAGCACCCAAACGGGAAACAGGAGGGGGAGGUGGAGAAGGAGAUGAGGUGCCCCCUGCAGGAGAGGAAGAGGAGAAGAAGAAACAGAAGAGAGGUGGAAGAGGUCAGAUCAAACAGAAAAAGAAGACCGUCCCUCAGAAAGUUACAAUAGCAAAAAUCCCAAGAGCUAAAAAGAAAUACGUCACAAGGGUGUGUGGCAUGGCCACUUUCGAUAUAGAUCUAAAAGAGGCUCAAAGGUUCUUUGCCCAGAAAUUCUCCUGCGGUGCAUCAGUGUCAGCAGAGGAUGAAAUCAUCAUUCAGGGAGAUUUUACAGAUGACAUCAUCGAUGUUAUCCAGGAGAAGUGGCCUGAGGUGGAUGACGACAGCAUCGAAGAUCUUGGAGAGGUCAAAAAGUGAAGCCCAAUAUGCACUUUUACUGAAACGGAUGCGAUGUGACACAGCAAACCUGGCCAGAUGUACACAUCGACAUACAGCCCUUUUAUAUCUAUUUUAUUUACUGUAUAGAAUUCUGUGGACUUGGCUAAAUCCUUGGGGUUUUUCAGUUCUUGAUAGCUGCUUUCUCUUUUGGUUGCCAAAGGUCUGGAAUGAUGUGACUCCUUAAAGCAUUUCACACAUGCAUACAAUAGACUAAUAAAGUUUCGGUCUCAUUCGCUUA
Messenger RNA from Myxocyprinus asiaticus (Chinese sucker), 1018 nucleotides. RefSeq names its product density-regulated protein. Gene Ontology annotation, molecular function: mRNA binding; translation initiation factor activity. The record is from RefSeq and is a predicted model, not a curated record. Bases 157 to 759 code for a protein of 200 amino acids. Gene Ontology annotation, biological process: formation of translation preinitiation complex; translation reinitiation. The transcript is spliced from 8 exons. Lineage: Eukaryota; Metazoa; Chordata; Actinopteri; Cypriniformes; Catostomidae.